This is a messenger RNA of Hevea brasiliensis (rubber tree), 809 nucleotides long. Its product is annotated as putative vesicle-associated membrane protein 726. The record is from RefSeq and is a predicted model, not a curated record. The transcript is spliced from 2 exons. Lineage: Eukaryota; Viridiplantae; Streptophyta; Magnoliopsida; Malpighiales; Euphorbiaceae. The coding region runs from base 120 to 488 and encodes 122 amino acids.
UCCCUCUCUCUGGUGGGAAAAGAAAGCAAAAGAAGGGGAGGUGAGAUAUUUUCGAUCAAAUUCUCAGAUCUCUCUCUGCACGAGUUCAAGACCUUUAAUCGCUUUAUCAAAUAACCAAAAUGGGCCAGCAAUCGUUGAUCUACUCAUUCGUUUCAUGUGGAAAUGUGAUUCUUGCUGAGUACACAGAAUUCAGUGGCAAUUUCAAUUCCAUAGCGUUUCAGUGCCUCCGGAAGCUCCCUACCACCAACAAUAAGUUUACUGACAACUGCGAUGCCCACUCCUUCAAUUACCUCGUCGACAAUGGCUACACCAUGGGACGUGGUAGAAAGCGGCAGCUACCGGAGUUAACCCUCGAUGUAUCGACGGAACUGCCAGAAAUCGACGGCAAUUCCCCGGAGUGUUGUGGAUCCAAGGCGGAACAAGGAGGCGGCGAUGUUUUGCCACAGGGAAAGGAGCAAUCUACGGAAAAUAAGAGCACUACAGUGUAAUCAAGAACACUACAGUUGGACCUGUUGAACAGAGAGGUGAAAAAGUGGAAAAAGUUGAAGACGAAAGCCCAGCGAAUGAUCAGACGAUGAUAGAGAGAGGUCAAGCUCGCCGCUCUUGGUUCGUUACCUCAGUGCUUUUAUCAUUAGGAAUUCUGUGAUUAAGGUAUCGGUGAUUUUAUCAUUUGUAAUUCUGAGAUUGAGGUGUCUGGAGCUUUUACCAUAAAUUUUAAAUAAGACUAUGAAAUUGUGAUUUGGAGACGUUAGAGCGCCUUGCAAUGAGUUUACUUGAAAUUUUGGGCCCAUUUUGGGCCUAACUCAAAA